UCAGGGUUGCCAGGCCGCUCGAAUUCGCUAAAAAAUUAAGUGCGCGUCGCCAUCUUAAUUAGAAAAAGGCAGUUGUUUUUUCCAACAAACUAUAAUAAAAGCAUAAUAAAAGCAGCUCGCAAUCAACAAUCAGAGGCCCCCGAAUCCUCUAGUGCAGAUUGUCAAUCAAAACGCGCUGCGAGCGCCAAAGAAAAGCUGCUGCGCGAGUGGAGAAACUAAUACAAACAUUGACAUGUCGCUGGGCAGUGCAACAAGCAACAAGUGUGUGAAAACCGAAUUGUGAUCGUUUAAAAUGUCUGCAGCAGCAGUUAAUGCGCCUGGGGGCUGGUAGAGUGCCAGCAUCCGCCCAACAACUCAACAGCCAAGCGGCAGAGUCGGAGAAGCGCCUCCGCAAGAAGCCAGGAAUCCAGUCUGCACACGUAACCUUGUGUGCGCGUAGCACGGAAGCUGUUGCUGCUGCUUUUGGCUUGGGCAUUCGUUCGCUUCGUUUUGUUGGUAUGUGGCUGCUUGCCGCCGCCUAGAUCGCUGCUCACACGGAUUUUGCGCUUGCAGCUGGGUGGGGAAGUGGUCACGAGCUAUUCCAAGGACGUCGGGUACGUCACCGAGCAUGGACACCACAUCCGGAGCUGGAUCUGGAGCCGGAACGGGCCCUAGCAGCGGAGCGUCUGGUGGCAGCGGCAAUGUUGACGUCUGUCCCUGCUCCACGGUGGCUACCUCGGCCGGCACGCACAACGAACAGCCGCAGACAAAGCGCCAGAAGAUCGAGAAACAGAUCAAGGUGGGCUCUAAGGCAUUGCCUCCGCCCCCGCCAGACAUUCUGGACGGGCGGCGGGAGGCGGCCCUAGACGCCAAUAGCAACAGCCACCUCUGUUCGUCGCUGUCCUCCUCCUCCACCCACUCGCUGUCAACGCCCAGCAGCACCAACAACUCGCCGACCACCACACCGUGCAGCUCGCGGGCUGCCUCCUACGCCCAGCUUCUGGGCGUGUCCGGUCUGGUGCACAAUAUCUUGCCACAAAACGGGGAGGUCACGCACACGCACACCGACCCGGAGUCCGCCAAGGAUGAGGUGGACAGAGCCGCCAAAUUGCCAGAUCUGCUGACCAUCAGCAGCACCUCCAGCCCCACAACCAGCAAUAGCCACAUGAACAGCAGUCGGAGCAGCUGUCUCUCGGCAACGACGGCGACCGUUGACGAUAUGCUGGAGUUCGAGCAGUCGCUGACGCGGCAGUGCCUGUGCGGGGUGUCUGAGCGAACGCUGCGCAAGCCUUUCCAGUCGCACUACUCACAGGACACCAACGGUCAGAAGCGGAUUGCCUACCUCCGCGAGUGGCCCACCAACAAGCUCCUGCAGUUCCUCUCCAACCUGCAGCUGCUGUUCGACAUCUACCUGAAGCAGAACGCCAAGGGCUUCAUCUGCACGCGGAUAAUGGACGUCUGCGACGCACUGAUCCGCAACGACCACAAGCUCAUCGACGAGAUCAUCGUGCUGGCCGGCUACGACAACUCGUACGUGCAAUUCCUGGCGGGACGAGUGCUCGCCGCAUUCCUGGUGAUUGCCAAGCAGGAGCUGAACGACGAGUGGCUCCAGAAGAUCGUCGACCAGCUGUUCAAUUUCGAGCAGCUCGAUCAGGCGGCCGUGCAGAAGAUCCACUUCAGUCUGGACAUCAUUAAGCGCAUCGUUGAGUGGAAGGACAUGGAAAUCCAUCCACUGGACGAUGACUGGAUGGCGGCAGCGAGCACUGCGACAGCUGCCUCGUCCGUUGUUCCCCUGCCGACGGAUGCAUCCGUCAGCUAUAUGCACUUUCCCGUGCAGGAGCAGCCGCUGGCCACUAACUAUUUCGCUCUGCAAUUCCGAGAGGAUGCCGAGGGCGAGCAUGAGACGGAGCGGGAGUCGCCGGAUAGCCGGGACAGGCACCGGCGACACUUUGGCGACGAGAUGAACGUUUCCUACGAAUCGCACCCAACUGCACAGUCCACAUCCAUGCCGAACGGCUGCCAUGUGGUCACGCUCACCGACUCGGAGAGCUUCGACACGACGCAUUUGAAGUGCAUAACCAUCCAGAAGCUGGAGCACAAAUGGCCGACGCUGGUGAAGAACAUGUCAGAGCUGAUGGCGCCGGCGCACCAGGAUGCGGCCGAGCACUGUGUGCUCAACUUCUUGCAGCUAUGGGAGAACAUCAUUUCGGUGAAGGCCAACCUGUCCAUCGACGAGACGAGACCCUACUACGCACAGCUGGACAAGUUCGAGCUGCUGCUUAGCCACAGUCUCUCCUGCACCGUGUACAAGCAGAUGCUGUGCCUUUUUAACGAGGCCCUGUGCUAUGGAUCCACGCUGGCGCUGCAGGACAUGCUGCCUGAGGAGACCUGCAAGCUGGCUCACCAGAUUGUCUGCCACGUGCGAGGUUUCCGCAUCCUCGAGUCGCUGCCGCGCCGCCAGCCCGACAACAUGGUCAGCCUGAUUGGAUAUAAUGGCAGGCCGCUGGUAUAUGCCAACGGCACAAUCACCCUGUGCCAAGCGGCGCAGGCUGUGGACAGAGGCGAUGGAGAGGGUGGAGGUGGAGCGCCACUGGACCUCAUCGAAAUGGACAAGACGCUGCUGCAGAAGAUGGUGCUGCUGGUGCUCAAAUCGAUAGCGGUGACAGUGAAGGAGAUACGCAGCGAUUCGUCCGACUCGUCCAUUGACUCCAGCGACUACGAUGCCUUCCAGGACAUGAUGCUUAUCGAACGCUCGAUACGGGAUGUGCUGAGCAAGCUGGAGACGUUCAUCAAACAGACGCUGGAGUUCCAUCCGGAGUGCCACUUUAGCAAGAUCCUGAUCCACCUCUUUGACGACCAGGAUGACCAUCUGAUCGAGGCCAUGGUCUGCACGCUGGACGUCACGUCGGGCAUCUCGUUCCGCAACAACGCCUUCCCCGAGCUGGUGGCCAUGCUGAAUCCGGUGUACACCUUCCUGGAGUUCCUCAAGAUGACGUCGAACAGCUCGGACCUGCUGCUGGACCUGCUGGUGAGCAACGAGACCUGCUUCCUGCUCUACCUGCUGCGCCUGCUCAAGUACAUUCGCAUGAACUGGACGAUGUUUGUGCACAGCUGCCACAGUUUCGGCAUGGGAAGCGCCAUGCUGGACGAGGCGAUGGGCGUGCUCAUACGGCUACGCCUGCAGAUAUCCCGCCUGGUGUCGCGCCAGCUUUACCCCUACGACAUAUCGCCGGUGCUGCGCCUGCUGGAGAGCUGCGAGAGCCUCUACGAGGGCAACGAGCUCAGUUGAAUCCCGGCCAGAAUUUCCUUCCAAUCACAAUUCCACAACCACAUGCAAUUAAAAUACGUAAUUUAUUUUAAUAUUUAAUGGAAACUAGGAGAAACUAGCGCAAAAUUCGAUGAAGACGGUGGAAUGAUCCUUGUAGAAUACGUCGUGACUCCAACUCUCUGCCUCUCUCCCUCCCUCACCCUCGAGAUCCCAUUUAAGUUUAUGCACCCCCUUCAUUUGCUUCGCAGGCCACAGCCCUUCGAUCCCUCGAUCCUUCGACCCUUCAGAUACAUAUGCAACUGUAUGUAAUUGUCAUCGUAAUGAGCAUCACAAGAUCGUAGUUAGUUCGUAGUUAAUGGUUACAUCAUAGGUACUGAAUUCCAAACUAAACACUACGCUAGCCUAAGAUUGUUUGUAGUCUUGCCCUAAGUAGAAUAAUGUACAAUAGGAUGGGCCCGCUCUCCCUGGAGUAUUCUUUUGUACGUUUCUUUUAUAAAAACCUGGAACCUUGAAUAUAUAACUGAUUAAUUAACUGAUUAAAAGAGAACGCAUUAAGAAGAACCAUAGAGUGU
Molecule: messenger RNA, 3819 nt
Organism: Drosophila kikkawai
Lineage: Eukaryota; Metazoa; Arthropoda; Insecta; Diptera; Drosophilidae
Source: RefSeq, a predicted model, not a curated record